Molecule: messenger RNA, 2051 nt
Organism: Brassica napus (rape)
Lineage: Eukaryota; Viridiplantae; Streptophyta; Magnoliopsida; Brassicales; Brassicaceae
Product: mediator of RNA polymerase II transcription subunit 15a
Exons: 11
Coding region: 711-1784 (357 amino acids)
Biological process (GO): regulation of DNA-templated transcription
Molecular function (GO): transcription coactivator activity; chromatin DNA binding
Source: RefSeq, a predicted model, not a curated record
GUUAUGAUUCUACGUUUGACCAUAUAGAUCCUUUAUAUGUUGUUCAAUUCCGUUUCUCCAACCCUAAUCGUUUGUAGCAACCGUGAAUUCGCCUCGACAGGCUUUGGAUAUUUGAGGUUUGUAUACGUAGGAAGGAACACUUGAUGGAUAACAACAACUGGAGACCUUCCGUUCCAAAAGGAGAACCUGGUGACUGGAGAAAUCAGUUGCCACAGCAUUUGAUGUCUCAACAAAACAGCCUUCAUCAGCAACCAUUAGGCACUCAAAGAAGUGUUGCAGGACUGCAGCAACCACAACAACAGUUGCUCAGUUCCCAGACUAACCAGCAGUCGGUGCACAUGUUAUCACAGCCAACCGUUGGGCUGCAUCAGGCUGCUCAUGGCUUGUUUCUGUUUCAGGGCCAACUGUCGCAUCAUCAGCAGUUAGGUUUGCAACAACAACCUAAUCUGCUAUAACAGAGGCUACAAUCUUCAGGUCAAGUCACAGGUUCUCUGCGUCCACCUCAAAAUGUAGUGGACCAACAGAGACAACAACUAUAUCAAUCCCAAAGAACCCUUCCGGAGAUUCCAUCAUACUCCACGGCACAGACGGAAAGUGGAAAUGCGGUUGAUUGGCAAGAGGAGGUUUUCCAAAAGAUCAAAACUAUACAAGAAGCGUACUUACCUGAUCUUGCCGUAAUCUAUCAGAGAGCUGCAUCCAGGGUGCAGCAAAUGGGUUCUCUUCCGCGGCAACGAAGAUCAGAGCAGUUUGAGAAAUUGAAACAGUUCAAGGCAGCGGUGGAGCGAAUGAUACUAUUCCUAUCGGUGUCAAAGAGAGAUGUCAUACCUGCAUUAAGGGAUAAGGUGGCUAUCUAUGAGAAGCAGACUAUAGAUUUGGUAAAUAUGCUAAGACCGAGGAAUCCAGUUCAGCAAGGGGAGCUUCCCCAACAAUCAUCUCAUGGUGUGUUUUCUUCUCAAGGCCAACAGUCACAAAAUCAGCCAUCCCAGCAGCAGAUGAUGCCCCUUCAGUCGCAUCAUCAGCACUUACAACAACCUAAUCUGCUACAAAGGCUACAAUCUUCAGGCCAAUUCACAGGUUCCCUGCUUCCACCUCAAAAUGUAGUGGACCAACAGAGACAAACCCUUCCAGAGAUUCCAUCCUCAUUGUUAAACUCCAUGGCACAGACGGAAAGUGGAAAUUCUGUUGAUUGGCAAGAGGAGGUUUACCAAAAGAUCAAAACUUUGAGAGAUACGUACUUAUCAGAUCUAAAAGAAGUCAAACAGAGAGUUGCAGCCAAGUUGCAGCAAAAUUAUUUUCCGCAUCAACAAAGAUCUCUGCAGUUUAAUAGAUUGAAACAAUUAAAGACAAUGUUGGAGCGAAUGAUACAAUUCCUAUCCGUUUCAAAGAGAAAUAUAAAACCUGCAUUAAAGGAUAAGGUGGCUUCUUAUGAGAGGAAGAUUAAACGUUUCGUAAAUAUGCACAUGCCGACGAAGCCAGUUCAGCAAGGGCAGCUUCCGCAACCUCAGAUGCAGCCUGUGAAGCAACAGUCAUCUCAGAACGGUAAUCUUGGCAUAAACAGAGGUGACUGGAGAGCUCUACAUCCACCAAGUUCACGCCAGAAGAAUGUCAACACGCUAUUGGAAACACUGAAGAAACAUGUUCCAUAUUCUGGGGAAGAAGGAAUCGAAGAGCUCAUGAGAAUUGCUGUGAGCUUCGAGGAGUUAAUUUUCAACACCGCGAAAAAUCAGAUGGACUACUUUUGCAAACUAUCCUUGAAGAUGCAGAGUAUGAAAGAGGAAAGCUAAAGCCAAAUAAGGGGGAAGGCAAGUGCAUGUACAUAUUUGUGUAUAAAGAAACAACCUGCAAGAGGCAUGAAGCCAUGAAUAAACAUGUCAAGUGUGAUUUCUAGUUUCUUAGUAACAGUAGCAAAGGAAAAAGAAUCUCUUCCUUUUUUUUGGUGGAAACAAAAACUAAUAGAGUUAUCACUUAUUUUGAUAAAAGAAAAUAGAGUUAUCACUUAUAAAUAGGUUUAUGUAACUCUUAAUAUUCAUUUAUUUCGUUUUGGUUGAUUA